UUUUCAUAAAAUAGUCCACAGAGAUUAACAAAAUACAUGCGAGAGAUUUAUUUUACUUGAAGAAUUAUUUAACAGAUGCUUGAUGCUUUCUAAUUUACAACACGAAUAUGUGGUCCAAAAAACUAUGCGAUGUAAAAAUUACUAAUCAACAUUAAAAACAUUAAUUUACUGAUGGCGAUUCGGUGUUGGCCUGUUUUAUGUUUUACCUUAUUUUUUUCAAAUAUACAAUCAGAUCAAACUUCAUAUGGUGAUGUUGAGCCUGUUAUUGGGAUUGAAAAGAAAAACGCAGAGUCAUUUAGCGAAACUCGCAAAAGAACGUCAAACAGCGAUAACAAAGAUCAAUUUUCAAACGAACUCAAAUAUCGCGAUUUGAAAGAAGAACAUGAAGACUUCGUAUUAAAAAGAAACGUUCGAAACGAAAACAAAAGUAUCAACGUGAAAAUUGUUAAAAGCUAUUUGGAAUUAAUUAUCAAAGACCUACGACGUCAUAUCAAUCAUUUGAAGAGUUUAACAAACUUGAAAGAUGUUGAAGUUAAAAUGCGUAAUAUUCAAGAGGGUAAUAAUAUUCAAGAGGAUAAUAUUCAAGAGAGUAAUAAGGGUAUGAAUUGUAAUGAAUUAAAUAUGGAAGAUGAUCAUGUAAAUAAAAUCAAAAAUAAAAAUACAGGUUGUAAACUUUGUAAAAUAAUUCCCGCUUCAAAAUAUACCAGUAGCAACGGUAGUACCAAUUACAAAAAUGUUACGACUAAUGAAAAUUCUACUAUACACGUAGUUACCAAUAAUAAUAUCCAAAACAAAAUCAUAACUGUCAACAAACAGACCACCGAAAACACUUCAAACAGCAUUAAAAACGAUCGUACUUCUUUUGUUAAAAAUUUAACAUUAGUGGAAAUAAAAACUCAACUAAUUUACUUUAAUAAAUCAAAAGAAAGCAAUGUUCGUGUUGAAAAAAUGGCAAAUAAUCAGACCAAAAGUUUUUCCAUAGAUUCGGCUGAAGUUGACAAUUUAAUUCAACUAUUGACCGAAAGUAUGAUUUUAGACAUUACUGACAGCGUAAAUAAAAGAGCCUGGGAUGCAGUUGAUGACGAAGAAGACGAGGAAAAUGAUGGCUCUAAAACUGUGCAAGAAUCUUUAAAUAAGCUAACCGAAAAAUAUUUAAUGAAAAAAAGAAGUGACUGGAUUGCUUUAUUAAAAAAAAAAUGGCUUAAAAAACCAAAAGUAAAAUCAAGAAUAAAGAAUAAAAAGAACACAAAAGAACGCACACAGGAUAAAUAAUAGUUAUGUAAAACCAAAUUCUGCUAAAACUACUAAACGUGGUUGAAAAUAAUUUGGUGGAGACUUUAAAA
Molecule: messenger RNA, 1343 nt
Organism: Hydra vulgaris (swiftwater hydra)
Lineage: Eukaryota; Metazoa; Cnidaria; Hydrozoa; Anthoathecata; Hydridae
Product: ABC transporter G family member 7
Source: RefSeq, a predicted model, not a curated record